This is a messenger RNA of Daldinia caldariorum, 3289 nucleotides long. Its product is annotated as DNA repair helicase. Gene Ontology annotation, molecular function: DNA binding; hydrolase activity, acting on acid anhydrides, in phosphorus-containing anhydrides; ATP binding. The coding region runs from base 494 to 3127 and encodes 877 amino acids. Gene Ontology annotation, cellular component: nucleus. Lineage: Eukaryota; Fungi; Ascomycota; Sordariomycetes; Xylariales; Hypoxylaceae. Gene Ontology annotation, biological process: nucleobase-containing compound metabolic process; establishment of sister chromatid cohesion. The record is from RefSeq and is a predicted model, not a curated record. The transcript has 4 exons.
CACACAGACCACCUACAUCCAGUUACAAGGUACAAGAAAAUAUUAUCAGCCACUAUUAUUCCCCACUUCGCGUAAUCCGUACCUAAACCAACACCGUUACCUACACUCCAAGCCAAUUACAAUUCACAAUUGCAACCUUGGAAAAUUUAUAGACAUCGUCUCAAAGAAUACAUGAUAGGUACAUGCCCCCUAUCCAUUUGCUAAGGUACUGGAGGACGCAUGAACCGCGGCGAAUAUGUAAAUGGCCGCCAGCAUAAAUGUAUCUUGAAUGUUUGAGGAUCUUGCCGGGGGUUCCUCGUUCCUCGUCGUAAAAACGUAUGAGUAGACCGUUGCUGUGUUCACCAUGCAGAAACGUACAUACUACCUAAGUCUAAGGUUCUAAACUUUCAUAAACCGAGGUGCCUAAACGCCGCUGGGCUUAAACAGGUAGUUUAACACAACCUGUUGAGGACAUGCUUCGAUCAGUGAAACAGUCAAACGACCAAUAUCCACCAUGGAAGAGGUAAUAGAUCGAGUCCAAAGGAUCGACUUCCACCACCCAUAUACACCAUAUGACGUACAAGAACAAUUUAUGAACACUGCAUAUCAAGUUCUAGAGCGAGGAGAUGGUCAAGUCGGAAUUCUCGAGAGCCCAACUGGAACCGGAAAAUCCCUUUCUCUCAUAUGCGCUGCUCUCACCUGGUUACGUAACCACAAGAGAUCGAAGUAUGAGACUUCAGUUACCGAGGCCGCUCAGGAGUUUAAAGAUGAGCCGGAUUGGAUUGUCGAUCAGAUGCUAAAGCGAAAGAAGGAGGAGAUACUUAAGCAAUGGGAAGAGAGAGAGGCGCGCUUAAGGAAAAUACGAGCCAAGGAAAAAGCAAUAGAAGAGAGAGGGUCGAAACGAAGAAGACUAGAAGACGGCAACGUCAGAAAUAUUAAGAAGGCUGGCAACAAUGACGACGGCGAUGAUGAGUGGCUGUUAGAUGAAGGCCAGGACGAGGAUUUAUCCCAAGGUGGUGAUAACACGUCAGGAUUCAGCAAAGAGACGCGAGUCCUGAUGAACAAAUUAGGUUUAGGAAGUCUUCAACCCUCGGAAGAAAACGAAGACAUAAACGACAACGGUAUUAAGAUCUAUUAUACGUCAAGAACUCAUUCACAGCUAACACAAUUCAUCUCGGAACUACGCCGACCAACCUUUCCAACAUCACUGCCGGAUUCCCUUCUUGGUGACAACUCAGGCACCGUACCAGAAGGUAUCAAGCAUCUUCCGUUAUCUUCACGUCAGCGCCUCUGCAUAAACCCGGCUGUCUCUCGGCUCGGGUCUCUUCCUGCUAUCAAUGAUCGCUGCACCGAGCUUCAACAGUCGAAGUCGAAGGACAGGUGCCAAUUUGUACCGAAUGCAGAUAAUAUGAGUUCGACGCACCAGUUUCGAGACAGCGCCCUUGCCAAUCUUCCGGAUAUCGAGGAUCUCUUCGAGCUUGGGAAGAAGCUGCAGGUGUGUCCGUAUUAUGCCUCAAGGACAGCGGUACCUGGCGCAGAAAUCAUCACGCUUCCCUAUCCUUUGCUACUACAAAAGACGGCGAGGGAUGCUCUUGGCAUCAAGCUAGAGGGUAACGUGGUGAUCAUUGACGAGGCCCAUAAUAUCAUGGACGCAGUAGCUAACGUGUAUGCCUCGGAGAUCAGUCUGAACGAGUUAAAACGAGCUAGGCAAAUGCUCGGUGUUUAUGUGAAAAAAUUCGGGAAAAAGCUCAAGGGCGAAAAUCGAGUCAUGGUCGCGCAAGUUGCUAAGGUUGUGGACGGUCUAAGGGUAUGGCUAGAAGGCGCUGUAGAAAUGAAGAGCGAUCAAGGAAUAGUCGACCCUAACAUACUUCUGAAAUCCAAGGGCAUCGACCAGAUCAAUAUGUAUAAACUUAUUCAGUACAUACAAGACUCAAAACUCGCGUAUAAAAUUGAAGGAUAUGUGGCACACGCUGAGUCACAGGGCGAUAGCGAGGGCAAUGGUUCAUCUACAGUACGAUCAACGCCGGUUCUCCACGGUCUUCUCUCAUUUCUUGUCUCCUUGAACAACCUGAGUUCCGAGGGUCGUAUUUUCUAUCACAAGGUUUCUAAGGAUGAUAUCAAGCUCUCUUACCUUCUUCUCUCGCCCACACACGCAUUCUCUUCCAUAGCGUCAAGUGCACGAGCAGUCAUUCUCGCCGGUGGCACCAUGUCGCCGUUUGAGGAUUACACAGCACAUCUUUUCCCGGACUUGGCGCAGAGUAAGAUCACGACUCUCAGCUGCGGCCACGUGAUUCCGUCAUCGAACCUUUGCGUUUGGACAUUAUCAUCCCCGAGACCAAAGUCAGAUACUAAGGGCGUGGAGUUCGAGUUCAGUUUUCAAAAGCGCAGCGACAAGUCGAUGAUCUACGAGCUGGGAAUGGCAAUCCUCAACAUCUGCACUGUCGUUCCUGACGGUGUCGUUAUUUUCUUUCCUAGCUACGGAUAUCUCGACGAAGUGGUAUCUAUAUGGAGCGAAGCUAUUGCCGGCCAACCUAAACCCCUAUGGGAGAGACUGCAAGCUAAGAAAGCCGUGUUUCGCGAGACAAAGGGGGGAUCAAGCGACGAGGUGCUGGCGCAGUAUAGCGAAGCAAUCCUAGGCGAGAACAAGCCUAGCUCUCAAGCUAAUAGAAACGGAGCGUUGCUAUUAAGCGUUGUUGGUGGAAAGAUGAGCGAAGGUAUCAACUUUUCCGACCGGUUAGGUCGUUGCGUAGUAGUCGUCGGGCUGCCAUAUCCGAAUAUCCAUUCGCCGGACUGGAAAGCCCGGAUCGAAUACAUCGAGUCUACCACACUCGAACGCCUGAAAGCCACCAGCCCUUCCACGCCGAAAAGCGAGGCUCUUACAAUAGCGAAGCAGGCGGCUCGCGACUUUUACGAGAACGCGUGUAUGCGCGCGGUGAACCAGAGCAUCGGACGCGCCAUUCGUCACCGAAACGACUACGCAGCUAUCGUGCUAGUUGACCGACGGUUUGCAGCCGAUCGUAUUAAGACCAAGCUACCUGGUUGGAUCCGUGGCGGCUUGGUUGAGGGGAGUGAGAACGGGGGGUUGGGACAAAUGAUGGGAAAACUGAGCGGCUUCUUCAGGGGUAAGAAAACACUGACGAACCCUUAGAAAAUAAUUACUAGUGAAUUACCUAAGUAGGUAAACAACUGGCUAUUCUAACCUCCUAUCAUGAUAUUUACCUCAUGUUACGUACCUAGGUGCCUGUAGGAUGUAGCUAAAAUCCAAAUCAUAGCGGUUGAGAAGAGGUAAAUUACAACUUUGAAUAAUGAA